AUGGCUAAUCUACGACACCUUCAGAAUGAUGCAGAUUUUGCAACUGAACUCAGCAAUGCUGGCACAAGGUUGGUGGUUGCGGACUACUUUGCCACAUGGUGUGGUCCGUGCCGAGCAAUAGCCCCAGCCUUUGCUGAUUUCAGCACUCGCUAUCCUAAAGCAGUGUUUCUCAAGAUUGAUGUGGAUCAGUGCCAGGAAACAGCCCAACAUGAAGGCGUCUCUGCCAUGCCAACAUUUAUAUUUUAUCGCAACAAAACAAAACUGGACACGAUGCGUGGUGCAGAUCCUGCUCUUCUGGAAGAGAAGAUCAAGAAAUGGUACACAGAGGAGGAGGGGGAGGAAGGAGACAGUGUGGUCAGAGGUCAUAUGGAUUUACUGUCACUGAUCAACAAGUCUGCCAGUGAGUGCCUGAAUGAAUCAGAUGAACACACACUGGAGCAUUGUCUGACUGCCAAGGGAGGCUAUCUAGAGUCUGACUGUGAUGAGCAGCUCAUCAUCAAUAUUGGGUUUCUGCAGUCUGUCAAGUUACACUCUCUCAAACUUCAUUGCUCACAAGAUAAUGGACCCAAGAAUAUCAAACUGUUCAUCAACCAGCCCCACACGCUAGACUUUGACUCUGCAGACUCCAUGGAGCCAGUACAGAUGUUGGAGUUAACCCCUGAAGAUCUGCAAGAGGGCGCUGUCAUUCCACUCAAGUAUGUGAAGCUGCAGAACGUCAUCAGUCUGACUCUGUUUAUCAAAGACAAUCAAGUGGGAGCAGAUACAACCAGGAUUGAUCAUCUAGCACUGAUUGGCUCCCCAACCAGCUCCACCAAUAUGGCAGAGUUCAAGAGGGUGGCAGGGAAGAAAGGUGAAAGUCACUGA
Messenger RNA from Candidula unifasciata, 864 nucleotides. The record is from the annotation of a GenBank genome assembly. Lineage: Eukaryota; Metazoa; Mollusca; Gastropoda; Stylommatophora; Geomitridae.